UAGCUUGCUAAAAAAAUCAAUAUAUAUAGGCGAUUUUAGCGUUGGCUAAUUCGCUUAGUCUCGUAGGGAGGAGCCUAUAAAACGUAGCUAGUUUCAUAAACAUACUUGUUGGAAUUCUGAAAUGAAUUAGAAUAAAUGCCCAAACUAUAAAACUAGCUAGCCAGCUAUGGGUAAAUGUAGCUAGCUAGCUAGCUACCUGACAGGAGUGCUAGCUAGCUACGUUCGCUUGCUAGGUACAGUAAUAGCGUUAGGUUGGUUGUUUUUAAGCUCAACUUCAAGAUUUCCACCAAGGAGGUUGCCUCUCCGAUCAUCACUCUCACUCGCUUGGGCAAGGGACAUUUAAGCACAGGCCUACUCUAGUAAGUAAUGGAGAUUCCAGUAUUCACUGUUGAUGCGUUUACCAACAUACCUUUCAAAGGAAAUCCUGCAGCAGUUUGUCUGCUUUUACAUGAAUUGCAGGAUGAUAUGUACCAGAACAUUGCUGCUGAGAUGAACCUGUCAGAGACUGCCUUCAUCAUACCGCUGAAUUCAAAAGAUGACUUCAGCUCAGGCGCACGCUUCAGUUUGCGUUGGUUCACCCCCACCACUGAGGUUCCUCUGUGUGGACAUGCCACCCUGGCUUCAGCUGCAGUACUGUUUAACAAAAAAAAAAAUGUCAACUCAACAGUGGUAUUUGAGACAUUGAGUGGCGAGCUGUAUGUGCGACAACAGGGGGAAUCUAUAGUGAUGGAUUUCCCCCUGAACAAACCUACUCCUCUGCAGGGUCUCAAUGAAUUUAAAGACAUAGUUAAAGCUGCUGUGGGAGACCAGCCAGUUCAAGAAGUGUGCCUCUGUGGCACCACCAAAAUGCUAAUGGUGCGCCUUGCUGACAGUUGUGACAGGUCAGUGCUCACGUCCCUGCAGCCAGACCCAGCAGUUCUGCUCCGUGUAGACACUGGCGGGAGGGUUAGGUGUCUGCUUGUCACCGUGAUCGGAGACCCUGGCUGUCAGCCUGGCUAUGACUUCUACUCCAGAAACUUUUUUCCCUGGUUCGGGGUUCCUGAGGACCCUGUGACUGGCUCUGCGCAUACUGUCCUUGCAGGCUACUGGUCAGAGAAACUUGGCAAGAAAAAGAUGCUGGCCUAUCAGUGCUCUAGCCGUGGUGGGGAGCUGGAGCUUGAGCUAAAGGAUGAUGGCAGGCUGAAUAUCGCUGGCCAGGCAGUAACAGUCCUGCAGGGGAUUCUCACUGUGUAGAAACUAUACUGUUCACUCAGACCUAGGCAUGUAUACAAUAGGAGCGUAGCAAUUCAAUAAAAAAAACUCUGUCUACAGAUUA
Molecule: messenger RNA, 1315 nt
Organism: Coregonus clupeaformis (lake whitefish)
Lineage: Eukaryota; Metazoa; Chordata; Actinopteri; Salmoniformes; Salmonidae
Product: phenazine biosynthesis-like domain-containing protein 2
Exons: 10
Coding region: 367-1233 (288 amino acids)
Biological process (GO): biosynthetic process
Cellular component (GO): cytoplasm
Molecular function (GO): isomerase activity
Source: RefSeq, a predicted model, not a curated record